Saccostrea echinata is the source of this 879-nucleotide messenger RNA. RefSeq lists its product as uncharacterized. The record is from RefSeq and is a predicted model, not a curated record. Bases 1 to 879 code for a protein of 292 amino acids. Lineage: Eukaryota; Metazoa; Mollusca; Bivalvia; Ostreida; Ostreidae. The transcript has 4 exons.
AUGUCCGAAAAAUGCGCGCGGCGACCUUUUAACCUCAGUGUACAGUGUCGGUCAUCAGAUGUCACGAGAAUGCAACCCCGGGAUAUCAUAUACCCUAGUUCAGUUGCAGAAGCUAUGUGCGUCUUACAAGUCAUCUUUGCAAUUUUUGCCCUCGUGGUUCAACAUUCCUCCCCCUUGCCAAUAGAAAGAGGGGUAAAAUUGUGUUUUUUACCGUGCAGAGAAGUCCGUGUGAAUGCAAGUGAAAUUCGGGAAGUUUUUGUAAGUAACUGCGAACUGACCAAAGUCACGAUCGUGGGAGACCCGCGGACUGUCAAGGUCCGGGACUCUAGAGGACCAUGUGCAGAGGAAUCGACAUUGACAACAACAUCGUCUAGCACCACAUCAACGUCGACAACAACGCCCUCUAGCACCACAUCCACGCUGACAACAACGCCCUCUAGCACCACAGCAAUGUCGACAAUAACAUCGUCUAGCACCACAUCCAGGCUGACAACAACGCCCUCUAGCACCACAUCCACGCUGACAACAACGCCCUCUAGCACCACAGCAAUGUCGACAACAACAUCGUCUAGCACCACAUCAACGUCGACAACAACGCCCUCUAGCACCACACCAACGUCGACAACAACGCCCUCUAGCACCACAUCUCAUGAAUCAAAAUGUGAUGUCUUGAAGAGGUUGAUUAUCAACUUCAAAGAGGAUGACGGAGAGACGCUAUCAGAUAAAGCCUGGGGAUUUUUAGCAUGGGCCAUAGCCACUACUCUGGCUGUAGGAUUGAUUGUGCUAAAAAAAAUGGCUCAAGCAUUUCCUACAAAAGCACUCCGAUACUCCUUCAAGCACUCAACCCUCCACCGAAACCCCUACAUGUACCAACCCUAA